This is a messenger RNA of Malaya genurostris, 1188 nucleotides long. RefSeq names its product MTRF1L release factor glutamine methyltransferase (gene HemK1). Gene Ontology annotation, biological process: protein methylation. Lineage: Eukaryota; Metazoa; Arthropoda; Insecta; Diptera; Culicidae. Gene Ontology annotation, cellular component: mitochondrion. Gene Ontology annotation, molecular function: protein methyltransferase activity; nucleic acid binding. Bases 134 to 1111 code for a protein of 325 amino acids. The record is from RefSeq and is a predicted model, not a curated record. The transcript is spliced from 2 exons.
UAAUUCAGUAUACAUAAGUUAGUUAUUAUUGAUCUCAACUUUUCAGUUUUUCGAUUCAAAAAUGAGUAAGGAAGGAUAAACUUCCCUUGUUAAAUAUCUUCAUCAGAUUUAGGCACCGAAAUAACGAGAAAAAAUGUUGGUCGUCCGCUCGACAUCAUGGUUAUUGAAGACUCGAACCAACCCAAUAACCCUACUUCGACAGCGUAUUUGUGCUGAAGCCCCGCAACCUACUACAGCAGCCUUCACGGUGGGUAAUGUUCGGGAAAAAUGGAAAGCUCGCUUCCAAACAGAAAACAUUCCCGAAGCGGACACCUCAAUCCUGAACAUACUGGCGCACGUUCUCCGGUUACCAUCGCCAGCGGAUGUCAGGAAGAGCCAAGAUGUGGUGCUCAAUGAAACUCAACUAGUCAAGGUGGACGAACUGUGCGAGUGUCGACUGGCUCGAAUGCCCAUCCAGUACAUUAUCCGUGAGUGGGAGUUUCGUGAUUUGACUCUCAAAAUGGUUCCACCGGUAUUCAUACCGCGACCGGAAACGGAGGAGCUGGUGGAACUAAUUCUACAGCAAAUUCCUCAAAAGCCGAUGAACUUUCUGGAGAUUGGCUGUGGAAGUGGUGCGGUUGCACUCUCAAUAUUGAAACAUGCUCCUCAGGCAUCUGGCAUCGCCAUCGAUCAGAGCAAGCUGGCCUGCGAGUUAACCCUGGAGAACGCUCGUAGUCUUGGUUUAUCCGAAAAUCUACGAAUAUUCCGACACAAAGUGACGGACACCCUUCCAGAGGAAAUCAAGGAAAGGAAAUUCGAUAUGAUCGUUAGCAAUCCCCCGUACGUCCCGUCCCAGCAAUUGUUGCAACUGGAACCGGAAAUAAAGGUGUACGAAGAUAUGCGAGCUCUCGAUGGGGGUCCUGACGGAUUGACCGUUAUCAAAGCAAUUCUGGAAAUAGCAGGCAGGCAUUUAAACGUUGAGGGUAUUCUUUGGUUAGAAGUGGAUAGCUCUCAUCCGCCAUUGAUUGAACAGUUUCUAGAAGACAAAGGUCCCACAUUGGGACUGAAAUACGUCUGUUCGUAUAAAGAUCUCUUCCGCAAAGAACGGUUUGUAGAAGUUUCCAAAGUUUAGCUCGCAUAAAUAUUACACAAUUGUUGUUAGUUGCUAGUAAAUUAAUACAAACUUGCUUCAGGUUGAUCAAAAAUUUA